Anastrepha obliqua is the source of this 1481-nucleotide messenger RNA. RefSeq names its product heparan sulfate glucosamine 3-O-sulfotransferase 6 (gene Hs3st-B). The transcript has 4 exons. The record is from RefSeq and is a predicted model, not a curated record. The coding region runs from base 1 to 1230 and encodes 409 amino acids. Gene Ontology annotation, molecular function: [heparan sulfate]-glucosamine 3-sulfotransferase activity. NCBI's taxonomy places the organism in Eukaryota, Metazoa, Arthropoda, Insecta, Diptera, Tephritidae.
AUGUUUGUGAUGAACUGGUUCAACAAUCUGAGUAAUCGCAGUUUGGCGAUAACGCUGCUAAUUUGCAUAUCCUUAAUAUAUGUAUCAUAUACAUUUAAUUCGUGCCUAUUGACGAGCAUUAGUCGUACAUUCCAAAAGAAUCCCUUACGCAGUCUGCUCUUCUCCACCGAUAUCUUAGCUGAUUCUGCCACUGCCACAAAUGCCGCAAAUUUUCGUUCAGCGCCUGAGAAAGGCUUCCCAACCGGUAACGCUAAUGCCGACAUAUCAACGAAGCGCACGCCGGAAGCACUAAGCGUAAAGAAUCGUGGGCCUUCCGUUGCACGCAUUAUGCCACUAAGUGGCUCAAACAGCAACAGCAACAACAAUAACGCUAAUAAUAAUGCAAGUACCGCAACACAGGAGGCCGCCGACGGUUCACCCAAAUAUCGUUUCCUGCGCCAACAAGGUCUACAUCCGUCGCGUCAUCUUCCCGACACGCUCAUCAUUGGCGUGAAGAAGAGUGGCACACGCGCUCUACUUGAAUUCAUACGGCUGCAUCCGGAUGUGCGCGCCGCCGGCUGUGAAGUGCAUUUUUUUGAUCGCCACUAUCAGCGUGGUUUGCGCUGGUAUCGCCACCAUAUGCCGUAUACCAUCGAGGGGCAGAUAACAAUGGAGAAGACGCCAAGCUAUUUUGUGACAAAGGAGGUACCUCAGCGGGUGCAUCAAAUGAAUGCGGCGACAAAGCUCCUCAUAGUGGUGCGUGAUCCCGUUACACGCGCCAUAUCAGACUAUACACAAGCGGCCAGCAAAAAAUCGGAUAUGAAACGUUUCGAAGAUUUAGCCUUCGUCAAUGGUUCUUUCGCUGUAGUUGACACCGCCUGGGGACCAGUCAAAAUAGGUGUUUACUCACGUUAUCUGGAAAAAUGGUUGAAAUACUUUCCGCUCUCCCAACUACUUUUUAUCAGCGGCGAACGACUCAUUAUGGAUCCAGCUUACGAGAUUGGACGUGUGCAAGACUUUUUAGGUCUCAAACGUGUCGUGACCGAGAAGCAUUUUUACUUUAAUGCCACCAAAGGUUUCCCAUGUCUGUUCAAAUCGGAGGCUCGUUCUACGCCACAUUGUUUGGGCAAAACGAAAGGACGCAAUCAUCCACAUAUUGAGGAAGCUGCCAUUGAACGAUUGCGUGAAUUCUAUCGGCCGUUCAAUAAUAAAUUUUAUCAAAUGACUGGUAUCAAUUUCGCAUGGCCCUAGAGAGGUGGUGGUGGGUAUGAAUCGUUAAAAAAGCAAUUUUUUGGAUAAUCGUCUAGAAGGCUAUGAUAUACAAGCGUACAAUUUUGGACCCAACUAAAGUUGUUAGCCAAAUAUACAUACAUAGUUACAUACAUCGUUACAAGCAUACAUAUGGAGCUGUUGCUAAACGACUAUACAUACAUGGGCGCUACUUUUAGAGAGCGCCCCAAAAACGCACAAUUUUUUGCUUCGAAACUUUACAUAUAAACGAA